AGUGGCGGCCACAAGAUGGCGGCGUCGGGCGGCGGCGCGGCGGAGCCGGGCUGGGAGGUGGCGGUGCGGCCGCUGCUCUCCGCCUCCUACUCGGCCUUCGAGCUGAAGGAGCUGCCGCAGCUGCUCGCCUCGGUCAUCGAGAGCGAAUCUGAAAUCCUGCACCAUGACAAGCAAUACGAGCCCUUCUACUCCUCCUUCGUUGCGCUCUCCACACAUUACAUCACGACUGUGUGUGGCCUAAUACCCAGGAACCAACUGCAGUCAGUGGCAGCUGCUUGUAAAGUCCUGAUUGAAUUCUCACUACUGCGACUUGAAAACCCAGAUGAGGCAUGUGCUGUUUCACAGAAACACCUGAUUCUGCUAAUCAAGGGGCUUUGCACUGGCUGUAGCCGCCUGGACAGAACUGAAAUCAUAACUUUCACAGCAAUGAUGAAAUCAGCCAAGCUGCCUCAGACUGUUAAAACCCUCUCUGAUGUGGAGGAUCAGAAGGAGCUGGCUUCCCCAGUGAGCCCUGAACUGCGACAGAAGGAGGUGCAGAUGAACUUCCUGAAUCAGUUGACAUCGGUGUUUAACCCUAGAGUGACAGCAUCACCAUCUCUUGCUCCAGAGACCCAGGUGGAAGGAGAAAGUGAGGAUCAAGCAUCUACUGACCAAGCUUCUGCAGCAAAGACAAAAAGUAUCUUCAUUGCCCAGAAUGUAGCCAGCCUGCAAGAGCUAGGUGGCUCUGAAAAGCUGCUGAGGGUGUGCCUGAACCUCCCUUACUUUUUGCGCUACAUAAAUCGAUUUCAGGAUGCCGUGUCAGCCAACUCCUUUUUCAUUAUGCCAGCCACUGUAGCAGAUGCCACGGCAGUUCGCAAUGGGUUUCACUCGCUGGUGAUAGAUGUGACGAUGGCACUGGACACUUUGUCUCUUCCUGUAUUGGAGCCUCUCACUCCCACACGGCUGCAGGAUGUGACUGUUCUGGCCCUCAGCUGCCUCUAUGCAGGUGUGAGUGUGGCAACAUGCAUGGCCAUCCUACAUGUUGGCAGCACACAGCAGGUACGAACUGGGUCCACUAGUUCUAAGGAAGAAGAUUAUGAAAAUGAUGCUGCCACUAUUGUACAGAAAUGUCUUGAAAUCUAUGAAAUGAUUGGGCAGGCCAUCAGCAACUCACGCCGUGCAGGGGGGGAGCAUUACCAGAAUUUCCAGCUGCUUGGUGCUUGGUGUUUGCUAAACAGCCUCUUCCUCAUCUUGAACCUCAGUCCUACAGCCUUAGCCGAUAAGGGAAAGGAGAAAGACCCAUUGGCUGCUCUUCGUGUCAGAGACAUCAUUGCUCGAACAAAAGAGGGAGUUGGGUCUCCCAAACUAGGCCCUGGGAAAGGGCAUCAAGGGUUUGGUGUUCUGUCAGUGGUGCUAGCAAACCAUGCUAUCAAACUCCUAACAUCGCUCUUCCAGGAUCUGCAAGUGGAGGCACUACACAAGGGGUGGGAAACCGACGGGCCCCCAGCAGUGCUGAAUAUCAUGGCUCAGAGCACAUCAAUUCAAAGAAUUCAGCGGUUGAUCGAUUCUGUGCCUCUCACUAAUUUGCUGCUGACUUUGCUGUCCACUUCUUACAGAAAGGCUUGUGUCUUGCAGCGUCAGAGGAAGGGUUCCAUGAGCAGUGAUGCAAGCGCCUCCACUGAUUCUAAUACAUAUUAUGAGGAUGACUUCAGCAGCACUGAGGAGGACAGCAGCCAGGAUGAUGACAGUGAACCCAUCCUCGGCCAGUGGUUUGAAGAGACAAUUUCUCCAAGUAAAGAGAAAGUGGCCCCUCCUCCACCCCCUCCACCCCCCCCCCUGGAGAGUUCACCUAGAGUGAAAAGUCCCAACAAACAGACGACUGGGGAGAAUGGGAACAUUCUGGCCAGCCGCAAAGACCCAGAACUGUUUCUAAGCCUAGCUUCCAAUAUUCUGAACUUCAUCACCACCUCCAUGCUGAACUCCAGGAACAAUUUCAUUCGCAACUACUUAAGUGUGUCUCUUUCCGAGCAGCACAUGGCCACACUGGCUAGCAUUAUCAAGGAAGUGGACAAAGAUGGGCUGAAGGGCACAUCAGAUGAAGAAUUUGCUGCUGCGUUGUAUCACUUCAACCAUUCCUUGGUGACCUCAGACCUUCAGUCCCCUACCUUGCAGAAUACACUUCUCCAGCAGCUGGGAGUGGCCCCUUUCUCGGAAGGACCUUGGCCAUUGUACAUCCAUCCCCAGAGUCUGUCUGUACUUUCCCGCCUUCUCCUAAUCUGGCAGCAUAAAGCCAGUGCCCAGGGAGAUCCUGAUGUCCCAGAAUGCCUCAAAGUUUGGGAGAGGUUUGUGAGCACUUUAAAACAAAAUGCCCUGCAGGGGGCACUUCCCAAUGACACAGAAGACCUGAAUGUUGAGCACCUCCAGCUGCUCUUGCUUAUUUUCCACAACUUCUCUGAGAAAGGCCGCAGAUCUAUCUUGACCCUCUGUAUCCAGACCAUUCUGGACCUGACUGUAAAGAUGGAUUCCCAGUUGCAGUCUGUACCGCUAAUCCUAGCUCGUCUGCUGCUGGUCUUUGACUACCUGCUUCAUCAGUAUUCCAAAGUUCCCAUGUACUUGUUUGAACAGGUGCAAUAUAAUCUGCUAACCCCACCCAUUGGCUGGGUCAGUGGAUCCCAGGAGAGUAGUAGACGAACUGCUAUCCCUAUCUACCAUGGAUUUAAAGAAGUAGAAGAAAACUGGACCAAACACUGCUCAUCAGAUGCAGUGCCACAGCCCAGGUUCUACUGCAUCCUGUCACCCGAAGCUUCUGAAGAUGACUUGAACCGCCUAGAUAACACGGUUUGUGAGGUCCUGUUUUCUAGGAUCGUGAAAUAUGAUGAGCUUUAUGCGGCCCUGACUUCACUACUUGCAGCUGGAUCGCAGUUUGACACCCUCCGGAGGAAAGAAAACAAAAACGUCACAGCACUGGAGGCCUGUGCACUUCAGUACUACUUCUUGAUACUCUGGAGGAUCCUGGGGAUUUUGCCCCCUUCUAAAAACUACAUGAAUCAGCUGGCGAUGAACACGCCCGAUAUGAGUGAAUGUGAUAUCCUGCACACGCUGCGCUGGUCCUCCCGCUUGCGUAUCAUCUCCUAUGUUGUUUGGAUCAAGGAUCACUUGAUCAAACAAGGCAUGAAAGCUGAACAUGCUGCUUCUCUCAUUAAAUUGGCCUCCACUAAGUGCAGCUCAGUGAAAUAUGAUGUGGAAAUAGCAGAGGAAUACUUUGCUCGACAGAUUUCCUCUUUCUGUGGGAUUGACUGCACCACUAUUCUCCAGCUGCAUGAGAUUCCCAGUUUGCAGGCCAUUUACACCCUUGAUGCUGCCAUUUCCAAGAUCCAGGUUUCCCUGGAUGAACACUUCUCUAAGCUAGCUGCAGAAACUGACCCACACAAAUCAUCAGAGAUAACCAAGAACCUGCUGCCUGCUACUCUGCAGCUUAUUGACACCUAUGCUACAUUCACCAGAUCUUAUUUGCUGCGGAGCCUCUCUGAAGAAGGCUCAACUGAGAACAAACCUUCUGAAGAGAAGCUGCGGGGUUAUGCUGCUGUCCUGGCUAUCGGAUCAAGCCGUUGCAAGUCAAAUACUCUGGGUCCAACACUUGUCCAGAACUUGCCACCAGCAGUACAGACCUUAUGCGAAUCCUGGAACAACAUUCAUACUAAUGAAUUUCCAAACAUUGGAUCAUGGCGCAACGCCUUUGCAAAUGACACAAUCCCAGCGGAAAGCUACAUCAGUGCGGUCCAGGCUGCUCACCUGGGCACCCUUUGCAGCCAGAGUCUACCUCUUGCAGCCUCCUUAAAACACACGCUCCUUUCCUUGGUCAGACUCACUGGGGACCUCAUUGUCUGGUCGGAUGAAUUGAACCCACAGCAGGUGAUACAUACUCUAUUGCCCCUUCUCUUGGAGACCAGCACGGAAAGCGUGGCAGAGAUCAGCAGCAACUCCCUGGAAAGGGUCCUGGGGCCUGCAGAGUCAGAUGAGUUCCUGGCUCGUGUCUAUGAGAAAUUGAUCACGGGAUGUUAUAACAUACUGGCUAAUCACUCCGAUCCCAACAGUGGCCUUGAUGAGUCUAUCUUGGAAGAGUGUUUGCAGCAUCUGGAGAAGCAGCUGGAGAGCAGCCAGGCUCGGAAAGCCAUGGAGGAAUUCUUUUCAGAGAGCGGAGAACUGGUCCAGAUCAUGAUGGCAACAGCCAAUGAGAACCUCUCAGCUAAAUUCUGCAACAGAGUCCUGAAAUUCUUCACCAAACUCUUCCAGCUGACUGAGAAGAGCCCUAACCCCAGCCUCUUAAGACUCUGUGGUUCCUUGGCCCAGCUGGCUUGUGUGGAGCCUGUACGUCUUCAGGCCUGGUUAACCAGGAUGACUAUGUCACCCCCAAAAGAUUCAGAUCAGCUGGAUGUUGUUCAAGAAAAUAGACAACUGCUGCAACUUCUAACAACGUACAUUGUUCGGGAGAACAGCCAAGUUGGAGAAGGCGUGUGCACUGUUCUGCUGAGUACCUUGAUACCGAUGGCAACAGAAAUGCUGGCCAAUGGUGAUGGAACGGGCUUUCCUGAACUGAUGGUUGUGAUGGCAACUCUAGCUAGUGCUGGGCAAGGCGCGGGCCAUCUCCAGCUUCACAGUGCUGCAGUCGAUUGGCUGAGCAGAUGCAAGAAAUACCUGUCUCAAAAGAAUGUUAUUGAAAAAAUGAAUGCUAAUGUCAUGCAGGGAAAGCACGUUACUAUUCUGGAGUGCACGUGCCAUAUUGUCUCUUAUUUGGCUGACGUCACCAAUGCACUGAGCCAGACCAGCGGCCAAGGACCCAGUCAUCUUUCAGUUGAUGGAGAAGAACGGGCCAUAGAGGUUGAUUCGGAUUGGGUAGAAGAGCUGGCUGUGGAGGAAGAAGACUCUCAAGCUGAAGACUCGGAUGAAGAUUCUCUGUGUAACAAACUCUGCACCUUCACCAUCACACAGAAAGAGUUCAUGAACCAACACUGGUACCAUUGUCACACAUGUAAGAUGGUGGAUGGCGUUGGUGUCUGCACAGUGUGCGCUAAAGUUUGCCACAAGGACCAUGAGAUUUCUUAUGCCAAAUACGGUUCCUUCUUCUGUGACUGUGGAGCCAAGGAAGAUGGCAGUUGCCUGGCUCUGGUGAAGAGAACUCCCAGUAGUGGCAUGAGCUCCACCAUGAAGGAAUCUGCAUUCCAGAGUGAACCCAGAGUGCCUGAGAGUGUCAUCCGCCAUGCUACCACCUCCCCAGCAGAGAAAUCCAAGGUCACCAUCAGUGAGGGGAAGGGUCCGGAUGAAGAAAAGCCAAAGAAGAGCAGCCUGUGUAGAAAUGUUGAGGGCUGUCGAGAGGAGCUGCAAUCCCAGGCCAACUUCUCCUUUGCUCCUUUGGUGUUGGAGAUGCUGAACUUCCUAAUGGAGGCCAUUCAGAUUAACUUCCAGCAGGCUUCAGCCAUGGGAAGCAGCAGCCGGGCACAGCAAGCCCUGAAUGAGCUACAUGCUGUGGACAAGACGGUGGAGAUGACAGAUCAGUUGAUGGUCCCAACUCUUGGCUCUCAAGAAGGUGCCUUUGAGAAUGUCCGAAUGAAUUACAGUGGUGACCAGGGCCAGACAAUCCGACAGCUGAUCAGUGCUCAUGUGCUGAGGCGGGUAGCGAUGUGUGUGCUCUCCUCCCCUCAUGGGCGCCGCCAGCAUCUGGCUGUGAGUCAUGAGAAGGGCAAGAUUACGGUGUUACAGCUCUCAGCAUUGCUGAAACAGGCGGACUCCAGCAAAAGGAAACUGACUCUCACCCGCCUUGCCUCUGCACCAGUUCCCUUUACUGUGCUGAGCUUAACAGGAAAUCCUUGCAAGGAAGACUACCUUGCUGUGUGUGGACUGAAGGACUGCCAUGUGCUAACGUUCAGCAGCUCUGGGUCUGUCUCGGAUCAUUUGGUACUGCAUCCCCAGCUGGCCACAGGCAACUUCAUCAUCAAGGCUGUCUGGCUUCCUGGGUCUCAGACAGAGCUUGCUAUUGUAACUGCAGACUUUGUGAAGAUUUACGACCUUUCGGUAGACGCCUUGAGUCCAACCUUCUAUUUCCUUUUGCCAAGCUCCAAAAUCAGGGAUGUUACCUUUCUGUUCAACGAGGAGGGAAAGAACAUCAUAGUCAUCAUGUCCUCUGCUGGGUACAUCUACACACAGCUCAUGGAGGAGGCAAGCAGUGCCCAGCACGGACCGUUUUAUGUCACCAAUGUGCUAGAAGUCAGUCAUGAGGAUCUGAAGGACAGUAAUGGCCAGGUGGCAGGAGGUGGUGUGUCGGUGUAUUACUCCCAUGUCCUACAGAUGCUGUUCUUCAGUUACUGCCAAGGCAAAUCCUUUGCAGCCACAAUCAGCAGGGCAACUUUGGAGGUGCAACGUCUUUUCCCGAUCAACAUUAAGAGUUCAAACGGUGGAAGCAAGACCUCCCCAGCACUGUGUCAGUGGUCUGAGGUGAUGAACCAUCCCGGCUUGGUGUGCUGUGUUCAGCAGACCACAGGUGUUCCUCUGGUGGUCAUGGUGAAGCCAGACACUUUUCUCAUCCAGGAGAUUAAAACCCUGCCAGCUAAAGCAAAGAUCCAGGACAUGGUGGCCAUCCGUCACACAGCAUGUAAUGAGCAGCAGAGGACCACCAUGAUCCUCCUAUGUGAAGAUGGCAGCCUGAGGAUCUACAUGGCCAAUGUAGAGAACACAUCCUACUGGCUUCAGCCCUCUCUUCAGCCUAGCAGCGUCAUCAGCAUCAUGAAGCCAGUUCGCAAACGCAAAGCGGCUGCCAUUACGACUCGCACCUCCAGUCAGGUGAAUUUCCCCAUUGACUUCUUUGAACACAACCAGCAGCUCACAGAUGUGGAGUUUGGAGGCAAUGACCUAUUGCAGGUUUAUAAUGCCCAGCAGAUAAAGCACCGGCUCAAUUCUACUGGCAUGUAUGUGGCCAACACCAAGCCUGGCGGCUUCACCAUUGAAGUCACGAACAACAACAGUACAAUGGUAAUGACAGGCAUGCGGAUCCAGAUUGGCACCCAGGCGAUUGAGCGGGCUCCUUCCUACCUGGAGAUCUUUGGCCGCACCAUGCAGCUGAACAUGACCAGGGCUCGUUGGUUUGACUUCCCUUUCACUCGAGAAGAAGCCCUUCAAGCAGACAAAAAGCUAACCAUCUUCAUUGGGGCCUCUGUGGACCCUGCUGGAGUCACAAUGAUGGAUUCCAUCAAAAUUUAUGGCAAGACCAAAGAACAGUUUGGCUGGCCUGAUGAGCCCCCGGAGGAUUUCCCAUCUGCUUCAGUGAGCAAUGUUUGUCCCCCAAACCUGAAUCAGGGAAAUGGUACUGGAGAUACAGAAGCUGCUACACCUGCAACUGCCAGUGGGACUGUCCUGGAAAGUUCUGAAACUGAGUCCCUAACCACCCUGGACCGGCUAGUAGUGAGUUCUUUAGAAGCGCUGGAAAGCUGCUUUGCUGUAGGACCAGUCAACGAGAAGGAGAAAAAUAAGGCUGCAGCUCAGGAACUGGCUACAAUGCUCCUGUCCAUGCCAGCUCCUUCCAGCGUCCAGCAGCAGACCAAGAGCCUCCUGGCUAGCCUGCACACCAGCCGCUCAGCAUACCAUAACCACAAGGAUCAGGCCUUGCUGAGCAAAGCCAUUCAAUACUUGAGCUCCUCUAGCAAAGAAGGGAAGGAUCUUGACCCUGAAGUAUUUCAGAGGUUGGUCAUCACUGCUCGAUCCAUCGCUAUUAUGAGGCCAAACAACCUGGUUCAUUUCACAGAGUCGAAGUUGCCACAGUUGGAAGCAGAAGCAGGUGAAGAAGGGCAGGAAGCCCAGAAGCAUGCUGAAGGAGAUGGUUGUAGUUUUAUUACCCAACUGGUCAACCACUUCUGGAAGCUACAUGCGUCAAAACCCAAAAAUGCCUUCCUGGCUCCUGCCUGCCUGCCAGGUCUGACUCACGUUGAAGCCACAGUCAAUGCUUUGGUGGAUAUUAUCCAUGGGUACUGCACAUGCGAGCUGGAUUGUAUCAAUACUGCAUCCAAAAUCUACAUGCAGAUGUUACUCUGUCCUGAUCCAGCGGUGAGCUUUUCUUGCAAACAAGCUUUAAUCAGAGUACUGAGGCCAAGGAACAAACGGAGACAUGUGACUCUGCCAUCUUCUCCACGGAGUAACACUCCCAUGGGAGAUAAGGAUGAUGAUGACGACGAUGAUGCAGAAGACAAAAUGCAGACCUCGGGGAUAGCAAAUGGUGAGCAUAUUCGACAGGAAAGCCAGGAGCAAAGCGAGGUUGAUCAUGGGGACUUCGAGAUGGUGUCUGAGUCAAUGGUUCUGGAGACUUCUGAAAAUGUGAAUAAUGGCAACCCUUCUCCCCUGGAGGCUCUUCUGGCUGGAGCAGAGGGAUUCCCACCCAUGCUGGACAUUCCUCCAGAUGCAGAUGAUGAAACAAUGGUGGAACUGGCCAUCGCCCUAAGCCUGCAGCAAGACCAGCAAGGGAGCAGCAGCAGUGCACUUGGACUGCAGAGCUUGGGACUGUCUGGCCAAGCCCCCAGCUCUUCCUCUCUUGAUGCUGGAACUCUCUCUGACACCACAGCAUCAGCUCUCGUUACUUUCUUAGCUCCAGCGUCGGAUGAUGAAGGCAGCACAGCUGCGACAGAUGGCUCUACUCUUCGGACUUCGCCAGCUGACCACGGUGGCAGCGUGGGCUCCGAGAGCGGGGGCAGCGCAGUGGACUCGGUGGCUGGCGAGCACAGUGUGUCUGGCCGCAGCAGCGCAUACGGUGACACCACAGCUGAGGGCCACCCAGCUGGGCCUGGCAGUGUCAGCUCAAGUACUGGUGCUAUUAGCACCACUACAGGACAGCAGGAAGGGGAUGGCUCAGAAGGAGAAGGGGAAGGGGAAGCUGAGGGAGAUGUCCACACCAGCAACAGGCUGCACAUGGUCCGUUUGAUGCUGUUGGAGAGACUGCUGCAAAACCUUCCCCAGCUGCGCAACGUCGGAGGAGUCCGUGCCAUUCCUUACAUGCAGGUUAUUUUGAUGCUCACAACAGACCUAGAUGGAGAUGAUGAGAAGGACAAGGGUGCUUUGGAUAAUCUUCUGUCCCAGCUCAUUGCAGAACUGUGCAUGGACAAGAAGGACGUGUCCAAGAAGAAUGAACGCUCUCCCGUGAACGAAGUUCAUUUGGUAGUAAUGAGGUUGCUUAGUGUGUUCAUGUCCAGGACCAAGUCAGGAUCUAAAUCUUCCAUAUGCGAGUCCUCUUCCCUCAUCUCCAGUGCUACUGCGGCAGCACUGCUGAGCUCUGGUGCUGUUGACUAUUGCCUGCAUGUGCUGAAGUCUCUCCUGGAGUACUGGAAAAGCCAGCAGAAUGAUGAGGAGCCUGUAGCCACCAGUCAGCUGCUGAAACCCCACACCACCUCUUCUCCUCCUGACAUGAGCCCCUUUUUCCUCCGUCAGUAUGUGAAGGGUCACGCUGCAGAUGUUUUUGAGGCCUAUACUCAGCUGCUGACCGAGAUGGUGCUGCGUUUACCCUAUCAGAUCAAGAAAAUAGCUGACACCAACUCACGCAUCCCACCGCCCAUCUUUGAUCAUUCUUGGUUCUACUUCCUAUCUGAGUACCUGAUGAUCCAACAGACUCCGUUCGUACGCCGCCAAGUCCGCAAGCUUCUGCUCUUCAUCUGCGGCUCAAAGGAGAAGUACCGCCAGCUCCGAGACCUGCACACCUUGGAUUCUCAUGUCCGCGGUAUUAAAAAACUCCUGGAAGAACAAGGCAUUUACCUUCGGGCAAGUGUGGUCACUGCAAGCUCAGGCUCUGCUCUCCAGUAUGAUACACUGAUCAGCUUGAUGGAACACUUGAAGGCUUGUGCGGAGAUUGCCACACAGCGAACAGUGAACUGGCAGAAAUUCUGCAUUAAAGAUGACUCCGUACUCUAUUUUCUCCUUCAAGUCAGUUUCCUGGUAGAUGAAGGAGUGUCACCAGUUCUUCUGCAGCUCCUGUCUUGUGCUCUUUGUGGCAGCAAAGUGCUGUCUGUAGCCUCAUCCUCUGGAUCUAGCACCUCUUCCACCUCUGCUCCAGCAGCCUCUGGCUCUGGGCAGCCAGCAACACAGAGUAAAUCCUCCACCAAAAAGAGCAAAAAGGAAGAAAAGGAGAAAGAGCGAGAGGGUGAGAGUUCUGGCAGCCAAGAAGAUCAGCUGUGCACGGCUCUGGUGAACCAGCUGAACAAAUUUGCCGAUAAGGAAACGCUUAUUCAGUUCCUGCGCUGCUUCUUGCUGGAGUCCAACUCUUCCUCUGUGCGGUGGCAGGCCCACUGCCUGGCACUCCACAUCUACAGGAACUCUAACAAGUCUCAGCAAGAACUGCUCUUAGAUCUCAUGUGGUCAAUAUGGCCAGAACUUCCCGCAUAUGGGCGGAAGGCUGCCCAAUUUGUGGAUCUGCUGGGCUAUUUUUCUCUGAAGACGCAACAGACUGAGAAGAAGCUGAAGGAAUACUCCCAGAAGGCCGUUGAGAUUCUCCGAACCCAGAACCACAUCCUUACCAACCAUCCUAACUCCAACAUUUACAACACACUGUCUGGCCUGGUGGAGUUCGAUGGCUAUUACCUGGAGAGUGAUCCUUGCCUAGUCUGCAAUAACCCAGAAGUGCCAUUUUGCUACAUCAAGCUUUCCUCCAUCAAGGUAGACACCCGCUACACCACCACCCAGCAGGUCGUGAAGCUAAUUGGCAGCCACACCAUCAGCAAAGUGACGGUGAAGAUAGGAGAUCUAAAACGCACCAAAAUGGUCCGGACAAUCAACCUCUAUUACAAUAACAGGACAGUGCAGGCCAUAGUGGAAUUGAAAAACAAACCUGCUCGUUGGCACAAAGCCAAAAAAGUCCAGCUCACCCCAGGGCAGACGGAAGUGAAGAUUGAUUUGCCCCUGCCCAUCGUGGCUUCAAACCUGAUGAUUGAAUUUGCAGAUUUCUAUGAGAAUUACCAGGCCUCCACAGAAACCCUUCAGUGCCCUCGCUGCAGUGCGUCUGUCCCAGCCAACCCUGGCGUGUGUGGGAACUGUGGCGAGAACGUGUACCAGUGUCAUAAGUGCAGAUCCAUUAAUUAUGAUGAGAAAGAUCCUUUCCUGUGCAACGCCUGUGGGUUCUGUAAAUACGCUCGCUUUGACUUCAUGCUGUAUGCCAAGCCUUGCUGCGCCGUGGAUCCAAUAGAGAAUGAAGAGGAUCGGAAGAAGGCAGUAACGAAUAUUAACACUCUUCUGGACAAGGCUGACAGAGUGUAUCAUCAGCUAAUGGGACACCGACCACAGCUGGAAAACCUGCUGUGUAAAGUGAAUGAAGCAGCACCUGAAAAGCCACAGGAUGAGUCUGGUAGCAGUGGAGGGAUCAGCUCUACCUCAGCUAGUGUGAAUAGAUACAUCCUUCAGCUAGCUCAGGAGUACUGUGGUGACUGCAAAAACUCUUUUGAGGAGCUCUCCAAGAUCAUCCAGAAAGUUUUUGCUUCUAGAAAAGAGCUCUUGGAAUACGAUCUCCAGCAGAGAGAGGCAGCAACCAAGUCAUCCCGAACCACUGUUCAGCCCACGUUUACUGCCAGCCAGUAUCGAGCGCUGUCCGUCUUGGGCUGUGGUCAUACAUCUUCAACAAAAUGCUACGGCUGUGCUUCGGCCGUCACUGAGCACUGCAUCACCUUGCUCCGUGCUCUGGCAACCAACUCUGCCAUUCGGCACAUUCUUGUGUCCCAGGGCCUUAUCCGGGAGCUAUUUGACUACAAUUUACGUCGUGGAGCUGCCACCAUGAGGGAGGAAGUCCGUCAGCUCAUGUGCCUUCUAACCAGAGACAAUCCCGAGGCCACACAACAAAUGAAUGACCUAAUCAUUGGGAAGGUGUCUGCUGCUCUGAAAGGACAUUGGGCAAACCCAGAUCUGGCUAGCAGCCUCCAGUAUGAAAUGCUGCUGCUGACCGAUUCCAUCUCGAAGGAAGACAGCUGCUGGGAGCUGCGAUUGCGUUGUGCUCUCAGCCUCUUCUUGAUGGCAGUAAACAUUAAGACUCCAGUAGUAGUUGAGAACAUCACCCUCAUGUGCCUGCGAAUUCUGCAAAAACUGAUCAAACCUCCUGCUCCAACCAGCAAGAAAAACAAGGAUGUGCCUGUCGAUACUCUCACCACCGUUAAACCUUACAGCAAUGAAAUCCAUGCACAGGCUCAGCUGUGGCUCAAGAGGGACCCAAAGGCAUCGUAUGAAGCUUGGAAAAAAUGCCUCCCUGCUAGAGGUAUAGAGGCAAAUGGGAAAUCUCCCAGCAGAACAGAGCUGCACCAGCUCUACUUGUCCGAAAAGUACAUCUGGAAAUGGAAACAGUUCAUGAGUCGCCGUGGGAAGAGAACCUGCCCUCUGGAUCUCAAGCUGGGGCACAACAACUGGCUGCGGCAGGUACUGUUUACUCCUGCAACCCAAGCUGCAAGGCAGGCUGCAUGCACUAUUGUAGAAGCUCUGGCCACCAUCCCCAGUCGGAAACAGCAGGUCCUUGAUCUCCUUACCAGCUACUUGGAUGAGCUGAGUAUUGCUGGGGAGUGUGCUGCUGAGUACCUGGGUCUGUAUCAGAAGCUCAUCAAGCCUGCACACUGGAAGGUCUACCUUGCAGCAAGAGGGGUUCUGCCCUACAUUGGUAACCUCAUCACAAAGGAAAUUGCUCGUCUACUUGCCCUGGAAGAAGCCACUCUCAGCACUGACCUGCAGCAGGGGUACGCCUUGAAGAGCCUCACAGGGCUCCUCUCUUCCUUCGUGGAGGUGGAGUCUAUCAAACGGCACUUCAAAAGCCGGCUGGUGGGCACGGUGUUGAACGGCUACCUAUGCCUGAGAAAGCUGGUGGUGCAGAGAACGAAGCUGAUUGAUGAGACCCAGGAUAUGCUGCUGGAGAUGUUGGAAGAUAUGACAACAGGCACAGAAUCUGAAACGAAAGCCUUCAUGGCAGUGUGCAUCGAAACCGCUAAACGUUACAGCCUUGAUGACUACAGGACUCCUGUCUUCAUAUUUGAGAGACUUUGCAGUAUUAUCUACCCUGAAGAGAAUGAAGUGACAGAGUUCUUUGUGACUCUGGAGAAGGAUCCCCAGCAGGAAGACUUCUUGCAGGGCAGGAUGCCAGGGAACCCCUACAGCAGUAAUGAGCCUGGCAUUGGGCCGCUCAUGAGGGACAUCAAGAACAAAAUCUGUCAAGAUUGUGACCUGGUGGCUUUGUUGGAGGAUGACAGUGGAAUGGAGCUUUUGGUGAACAAUAAGAUCAUCAGCUUGGAUCUACCAGUUGCUGAGGUCUACAAGAAGGUCUGGUGUCCCACUAAUGAGGGGGAGCCAAUGAGGAUCAUUUACCGCAUGCGAGGGUUGCUAGGAGAUGCGACUGAAGAAUUCAUCGAGUCUCUGGACUCCACUACAGAUGAAGAGGAAGACGAGGAAGAGGUUUAUAAAAUGGCGGGCGUGAUGGCUCAGUGUGGAGGCCUGGACUGCAUGCUGAACAGACUGACUGGAAUCAAGGAUUUCAAACAGGGUCGACACCUCUUAACAGUGCUGCUAAAGCUGUUCAGCUACUGCGUGAAGGUGAAAGUAAACCGUCAACAGCUGGUCAAGCCUGAGAUGAACACUUUGAAUGUCAUGCUGGGGACGCUGAAUCUGGCCCUGGUGGCUGAGCAGGAAAGCAAGGACAGCGGCGGAGCAGCUGUGGCAGAACAGGUGCUUAGUAUCAUGGAGAUUAUACUGGAUGAAUCCAAUGCAGAACCACUGAGUGAAGACAAGGGCAACCUCCUCCUGACUGGUGACAAGGAUCAGCUGGUAAUGCUGCUGGAUCAGAUAAACAGCACCUUUGUCCGCUCCAAUCUCAGCGUCUUGCAAGGCCUAUUACGCAUCAUCCCUUAUCUGUCCUUUGGGGAAAUGGAGAAAAUGCAGAUCCUGGUUGAUCGAUUCAAGCCCUAUUGUAACUUUGACAAGUACGAUGAAGAGCACAGUGGAGACGAUAAAGUUUUCCUGGACUGUUUCUGUAAAAUAGCAGCUGGCAUAAAGAAUAACAGCAACGGCCAUCAAUUGAAAGAUCUCAUCCUCCAGAAGGGGAUUACUCAAAAUGCCCUUGACUACAUGAAAAAGCAUAUCCCUAGUGCAAAGAAUUUGGAUGCAGACAUAUGGAAGAAGUUCUUAUCUCGCCCUGCACUUCCCUUUAUCCUGAGGUUGCUUCGAGGGCUGGCCACACAGCACCCUGCCACACAGGUGCUAAUAGGUACGGACUCCAUUACAAACCUGCACAAACUUGAACAAGUGUCCAGCGAUGAAGGGAUUGGGACAUUAGCUGAGAACCUGCUGGAGGCACUAAGGGAACAUCCAGAAGUGAACAAGAAGAUAGACGCAGCCCGCAAGGAGACCCGUGCAGAGAAAAAGCGCAUGGCCAUGGCGAUGAGGCAGAAGGCUUUGGGCACAUUGGGCAUGACGACUAACGAGAAGGGCCAGGUGGUGACAAAGACCGCGCUCCUCAAACAGAUGGAGGAGCUAAUAGAAGAACCAGGACUGACCUGCUGUAUCUGCAGAGAAGGGUAUAAGUUUCAGCCUGCGAAGGUCCUGGGGAUUUACACUUUCACCAAGCGAGUUGCGCUGGAGGAGUUUGAGAACAAACCCCGCAAGCAACAGGGCUACAGCACGGUCUCUCAUUUCAACAUUGUCCAUUACGACUGUCACCUUGCUGCUGUGAGACUAGCCCGUGGUCGGGAGGAGUGGGAGAGCGCAGCUCUCCAAAAUGCCAACACCAAGUGCAAUGGGCUUCUCCCAGUCUGGGGGCCUCAUGUGCCGGAGUCUGCCUUCGCCACUUGCUUAGCCAGACACAACACGUACCUCCAGGAGUGCACGGGGCAGCGGGAACCCACCUACCAGCUCAACGUCCAUGACAUUAAGCUACUGUUUCUCCGCUUCGCUAUGGAGCAGUCGUUCAGUGUGGACACCGGAGGAGGAGGAAGGGAGAGCAACAUACACCUCAUUCCAUACAUAAUUCACACUGUGCUUUACGUCCUCAACACAACCCGAGCAACUUCCAGAGAGGAGAAAAACCUCCAGAGUUUUAUGGAGCAUCCCAAGGAGAAAUGGGUGGAGAGUGCCUACGAGGUGGAUGGGCCCCAUUACUACACGGUUCUGGCCCUGCACAUCCUGCCCCCGGAGAAGUGGAAAGCCAUGCGGGUGGAGAUCCUGAAGAGGCUCUUGGUUACCUCGCACGCGCGUGCGGUGUCGCCAGGGGGAGCCAGCAGGCUGACAGAUAAGACAGUGAAGGAAUACUCAACAUAUCGCUCUGGCCUUCUCUUCUGGGCCCUCGUAGAUCUCAUUUACAACAUGUUCAAGAAGGUGCCUACCAGUAACACAGAGGGAGGCUGGUCCUACUCUCUGGCGGAAUUUAUACGACACAACGACAUGCCGAUACACGAAGCUGCAGACAAAGCCCUGAAAACCUUCCAGGAGGAGUUCAUGCCAGUUGAAACCUUUUCUGAAUUUCUGGAUGUGGCUGGACUCUUAACGGAAAUCAGCGACCCCGACAGCUUCCUCAAGGAUCUCUUGAACUCCAUCCCCUGAGCCUCCUGCACAGAUCAGCAGCAUGUUACGAUCUACAGUAGUUCUCCUCCCACCCUUUGUGUCCCUCCCCAUGCGGUCUUUCCUUCCCCUCAGGAGCGCUGCAGGUUGUUUUUUGGGGGGGGUUGUUUUUGUUGUUUUGUUUUUAUUUUCUACACCUUUGGGGGUGGGUUUCUUGCAGUGAUUUUGGGAUUUAGACUUGUUUUAUCUUGUAUUUCAAUGCUUCUCUCUGUAAAGCCUGUGUAUUCCAGGUGGUUGAAGGAACUUGUACAGACUGAGGAAUGCAAAGCACUCGAUCUUAACGCUUUAAUGUGCACCUCUGAAAUUCAAUAAAUUAAACAAACAGGCAA
This is a messenger RNA of Alligator mississippiensis (American alligator), 15905 nucleotides long. RefSeq names its product ubiquitin protein ligase E3 component n-recognin 4 (gene UBR4). Lineage: Eukaryota; Metazoa; Chordata; Crocodylia; Alligatoridae. The record is from RefSeq and is a predicted model, not a curated record. Bases 16 to 15558 code for a protein of 5180 amino acids. The transcript is spliced from 107 exons. Gene Ontology annotation, molecular function: protein binding; zinc ion binding.